This is a messenger RNA of Tetrahymena thermophila SB210, 1596 nucleotides long. RefSeq lists its product as hypothetical. Lineage: Eukaryota; Ciliophora; Oligohymenophorea; Hymenostomatida; Tetrahymenidae. The transcript has a single exon. The record is from RefSeq and is a predicted model, not a curated record.
AUGAACAGAAAUAUCAAUAAUCCACAACUGUUUAACAAAAACAACAAAUAAGAUGAAUAAAAGGAUAUAGAAUUUAAAUCAAAUCCAUUUAAAUUCUAAAAAGAUCCUGAACCCGCACCAAUAUAACCAGCUAAUAAUUUCAAUAAUUUUUUCAACUUUUCAAAUCAAAAUGAAAAAAAAAAAGAGAUUAAUAUCAAUACUGAUCCAAUAAAACCUUAAAACAAUGUAAAAGAGAAGAAAGAAUGGGAUGGAGAUUUUUUUUAUGCUGAAAUAAAUGAAAUACACAUUCCUAUUCCAAGUUUUGUUCAAUUUACAAUUUUAGAUAAAAUAUGCAAUCUUUUAGAACAAGCUUAAAAUUAAGUUAAUGGUUAUUUGGAAAAUCCAAAAUUAAAAAACUAAUUUAUAGAAAAGAUACACAAAGAAUUUAUUAAAAAAAAUGAAGCUUUAAUAGAUAAGUUUUGUAAAAAACAUCAAUAAUUGAAUGAAGAAAAAAAAGAAACAGAACUCAAAGUACUUAACAACUCUAGUGAAAAGAAAAAAAAUCCAAAUCAUAAACGAAAUUAAUCAAGCAAUGCUUUAGCGAUGCAUAUCAAAACAUAGGAAAAAAUUUACGAUGAUAACUUUAAAGCAGAUAAAAUUGAAGGUGACAGAUAAUCUCAUAAUUCAUAAGCAUCUCGUUAAUCUUAAUUGAAUUAAGGCUUAAUUAACAAAUACUAAAUUCAUAACAAUAACAUACUUUAAAUGAUUAACUAUGAAGAUGAUUUGGAAUAGCUUUUUGAGACAUUUAUUGAUAAGAACGAAGAAAAUGACUUGAUAAUAUUUUCAGACAUUAAAAAAUAAAUAUAAUUAAUAGAAGAAAAAUAAAAAGUAAUGAAUAAGAAAACAAAUAAAAUCAAAUACCCUUUCUUAAUUAAUGAAAGUGACCUUGUAAUAGAUGAGGACUAUGUUGAGUAAAUCAUGUAAAAAGUUAAUCGGUUUGGUGUAGAUAAGUGUUAAGUGUAGGAAAGAAUAAACUAAGCUCUUAAAACUGAAACUAUAACUAUCAGUUUUAAAGAAAAUAAGUUAUUGAAAACUAUUGCAUAUUCAAUAUUAUAUCGUAGCAUUUGCUAGUAAGAGCUUGAGGGUGCAAAGAAGUUUAUUUACAAGAUUUUAGGCUAUAUCAACCCAAAAUAAAAAGGAAAUAAAUAUGAACAUUUUCUUCUCAGGCAAAUUUUCUUACACUUUUUAUGUAUCUUGUUAACUAAAUCUGCUAAGUAUAAAUAGUCAGCAACUAAAUUCUUAAAUAAAAUUUUUAGUUUUGAGUUCGUUUCUUCAUUGAUUUUAAAUUACAUGUUGAAUUCAGCCUAAAAAAUAAUCAAAUUAUAAAAUACAGAUGAAGAUGGAAUAAAAGACCAGACAGAGUGUUUAGCAAAAGGAUAUAACUUAGACUUAUUUUUAAUUGAUCGCAAUCAUAAAGUUAAAAAAUUUAAGCAAAACAAAAAAGAUUUGGCAUCUAAUAUAAUUUUUAUUUAUUUCGAAUAAUCUUUUAACUAAGAACCAAAUUAGGCAGUUUACUUUGUCACAAAUCCUAAUGACUAGCUACUUGCUUUUAUGUGA